AUGGCAUUACCGUCAAAGUCCGCAGGUACUUCGUUGUUCAAUAACCCCACUCUCUCCGACGUCAAGAUUCGCCAAAUUUACAAAGGCAAGGCUAAAGUGUACUUCGCACAUAAAGCUGUGCUCUGCGCACACUCUAAGUGGUUUCUCAAAGCGUUUACCGGAACAUCCAAGCAAACUUCUGAGCAAACAAUCGAAGUGCUCGAUGACGACCCGAAGAACUUCAAGCUCAUGCUCAAGUUCAUUUACACUAUGGAAUUGCCUUCCCCUUCAUGCCCAGACUGGUGGGGUAUUGAGGCCAUAGCCGAGCAGAAUAUCAAGGUUCCCAUUGGCGUCCAUAUUCUAGCUGACAAGUACGAGAUUACUCCUCUCCUGCACCCUACCUGCGACCAAGUCGAGGUUGCUAUGCGCACUCACGGAGGGUCUCUGCGCGCUAAUCUCAUUGCUGAGGUUGUUGCAGCGUAUUAUGGUGCUUGUUCACACGCCCAGAGCACCAUGGGUAUUACCAUAGCACAGGGAACCGACAAGCAUGCUGGUUCUUGGAUCCCGCGCAGCCAGAUGCAUGCAAAUACUACAUUUGAUUCAACGGUUAAGAAAUACGGUUUUUUCGCCGCGGACCUUGUGCUUGCCUUGAGAUCUGCUGGACGUUUAGAUUUUGGCAGAUAG
Messenger RNA from Alternaria postmessia, 663 nucleotides. RefSeq lists its product as uncharacterized. Lineage: Eukaryota; Fungi; Ascomycota; Dothideomycetes; Pleosporales; Pleosporaceae. The transcript has 3 exons. Bases 1 to 663 code for a protein of 220 amino acids. The record is from RefSeq and is a predicted model, not a curated record. Gene Ontology annotation, molecular function: protein binding.